UAACAUAUUUUCAGCACCACUUGAAAACGUUCUAUUCUAUUACAGUUUCCUGCAUUUGGCUAACCUUGGCCGAGUCCGGUACCCUUUAUCUGCCGAGAUGUGACAAUUGCAGUUUCCUGUUCGAACGCACCCCAAGGGGAGAAAACUCAUUACGGAAGAGGCGGGAGUUAUAAUCGUAAGUAAACAAAAACACCUUAUCAGCUGAUCAUAAGAAAUGAAACUGAGAUGAGUGGAAUAAGGAAAGAGAGUACAGUUAAGAGUGUUCCUGCGAAAUGUGAAGAAUGGCUAACUACCAGGAACAAGAGAAAGGCAUCACCAGUUCAAAAACCCAUUAAAAAGCACAAGGCCUCCUCCACUCCUCUGAGGGAAAUCACGAGGGACAACCAACCAUUUCUGUUGACCCAGAACUCUCCACCUCCACCUCAACUCAAGACAUGCACAAAGCAGAGUGACAUUAAGUCUUUCUUCAAGUCACAGAAUCAAACAGAUCACCACGGUAAACUAAAAACUCCUGUACAAUUGACAUUUAAAGACGAUGAGGGAAUCAUUUCUUCUGAUGAUUCAGAUGAAGAAGAUCUCAAAGAAAACCUGAACUUAAGAUCACAAAAUAGUCCUCUAGAUAAGGGAAGUAUUUUUUCAAGGAAACAAAUCCAAACUUUGGAUGAUGAAGAGAGUAAACCUCAAUAUGUUCAAAAAGAAUCUGAAAGGAACGAACAUUUCAAGUCAAUAUACAAGAAUGACAACGUGGUUGAUUCACCUUUUAAAAGAGGUAAUUGUGGAAACCUGAUUGAUCAGUGUGUUGGAAGUAGAAAGAUACAAGUACACAAACCUGUACAUAGAAGGGAUUUAAUACGUAAAGAUAUUCAUACAGAAACAACAUCUCUUCUAUCCUCAAAUAGGAAAGAAGUUCAUCACAUGUCAUCUUCAUCUAAAGGAAAGUAUUGUUUUGAUAAAGACGAUGAAACAAACCAUGAGCAGGAACGUUUGGAACAAAAAAAGAUAUCUCAUAAAGAAGAUUGUGAGUUCACUGAAAUAGAAUUCAGCAUGCCUGAUAUUUGUUCAGUGGCAGCAAAUAAAAACUCUAAAGAUAAACGGUUAACAUGUGACAGAUUUACAUGCCCAGUGUGUUGUGAUGUGUCACCAGAAAGUCUGGCUUGUAGCUGUGACAAUACAUCUUGUACAGAGACAUCAACAGAUCAGUGUAAUCGCCCUCAACUCAUCAACUCAGAAGAGGCUGACCAGGAACUUGACAAUUUUUCUUUGUCUUUAAAUACACAAUAUUUUACUUGAAAUAUAUGUAGUUAUUUUAUUUGUGAUAAACAGCUGCCAGUUACUGUAUGACAUGAUACGUACGUGGCUACUUUGUUUUAAAUCUAUUUAGAUUGUUGUCAAUACAAACUUUUGUGGAUAUACCUAAUACAAGUAUAUAAACAAAUAGUAGACAAGUAUAUCAUGUAAACUUGUACAGUGUAUAUAUUUUCAUGGUUCCGUAACAGCCAAAAAAAACCCACGAAUGGUUCUAUGCAGGGAACAUUUUUACGUCAUGAAAUACACUGACACUGUACUAGCAAAGGGAGAGACACAUCAUACAUAAUGUAGUACAGUAUUAGGAUGUAAUGAAUGGGAGAUGCUGCUUCCAGAGCAAUACAGACACACUUCCUGUGGUCCAGAUUUCAUACAGUCAGUUGCAUGUGUAAUUGUAACAUGUUUCAUUUAACACCAACACCUUACCUGUCAUGUCCUUUCUUUGUUAUAAGUUUGAAUAAACUGAUCAGUCUAAUGGCUCUCAUCUCAUCAACUCAGAAGAAGCUGAACAGGAACUAAACAAUUUGUCUUUGUCUUCAGAUACACAAUAUUUUACUUUAAAAAUUCAAAGGCCAAGUGAGCUUAUUCCUUAGCGCGGCAUCCCUUUAAACGACUUCUUCUGAAUAACCAAAAGGUCCAGGGUGUUGAUAUCUGACCAGUAGUAUGCUUGGAUGAAAGGAUUCCAAGUUUGUUGAAAUUAAUGACCUUGGCUUAUAUUCAAGGUCACA
This is a messenger RNA of Mizuhopecten yessoensis (Yesso scallop), 2033 nucleotides long. Its product is annotated as alkaline ceramidase 3-like. Gene Ontology annotation, cellular component: endoplasmic reticulum membrane. The transcript is spliced from 4 exons. Bases 226 to 1290 code for a protein of 354 amino acids. Gene Ontology annotation, biological process: phytosphingosine biosynthetic process; ceramide metabolic process. The record is from RefSeq and is a predicted model, not a curated record. NCBI's taxonomy places the organism in Eukaryota, Metazoa, Mollusca, Bivalvia, Pectinida, Pectinidae.